Cucumis melo (muskmelon) is the source of this 601-nucleotide messenger RNA. RefSeq names its product coatomer subunit beta'-2-like. Gene Ontology annotation, molecular function: structural molecule activity. The coding region runs from base 109 to 477 and encodes 122 amino acids. Gene Ontology annotation, biological process: vesicle-mediated transport; intracellular protein transport. NCBI's taxonomy places the organism in Eukaryota, Viridiplantae, Streptophyta, Magnoliopsida, Cucurbitales, Cucurbitaceae. Gene Ontology annotation, cellular component: membrane coat. The transcript is spliced from 5 exons. The record is from RefSeq and is a predicted model, not a curated record.
CAAGUUCACACGCACACCAACUGUUUGUAGAAAUGUCAGGUCUUUUACUUUUCCUUAUUUGUUGAAGUACAGAGUGAAUCCAAGUGGAAGCAGCUUGGUGAAUUGGCUAUGUCGAUUGGAAAGUUGGACAUGGCCGAGGAAUGUUUGAAGUAUGCUGUAGAUUAUAGUGGUUUGUUAUUGUUGUACUCUUCCCUAGGAGACGCUCAAGGCAUAUCACAACUUGCAACCCUUGCCAAGGAGCAAGGAAAGAACAACGUUGCAUUCCUUUGUUUAUUUGUGUUGGGUAAAUUGGAAGACUGCCUUCAGUUGUUAGUAGAAAGUAAUCGGAUUCCAGAAGCUGCUUUGAUGGUUCGAUCUUAUCUUCCAAGCAAGGUAUCAGAGAUAGUUGCAAUUUGGAGGAAAGACCUGAGUAAGGAAAUUGAUGGUUCAAGUUCAAGCUUCAGUCAACUGUUUGGAAUUGAAGGGAGUUAUCACUAAACAAAUGACUGCAAUAGAAGAAAUGGUUGCAAGUGAGUACAAUUAGCCAGACCCUCAUCUUUGUGACAAGAUCUUGAAGUUAGUCAUUUGUGAAGCGUUCUAGUUUGCUAUUAGUUGUAGUUUU